Molecule: messenger RNA, 1114 nt
Organism: Penaeus vannamei (Pacific white shrimp)
Lineage: Eukaryota; Metazoa; Arthropoda; Malacostraca; Decapoda; Penaeidae
Product: store-operated calcium entry regulator STIMATE-like
Cellular component (GO): membrane
Source: RefSeq, a predicted model, not a curated record
UUAUUUAGAGUAUCUACCUGUUUGUGUGUUAAGUUACCUGUUUGUGUGUUAAGUUCCCCAUUUGGCAUUAGCGCAGCUGAAGAUAACACUGGGAGAGCAGGUGAUUCUAAGGUCAGCAAGUAGAGAUCAGUGCUCAAGCAAAAUUCACCCCAAACCAAAGACUGGAGAUCUGAAGCUGCGUGUGGGAGCAUCAGCGCGCGGAAGAUGGGGGAAGGCGUACCAAUUGGGCUAGCGCAUCAAAGCCCCCUAAUCAACGCAACCAUAGAUGCCAGUGUGUGUGGAAGAGAUGCGCUCACCGACAGUUAUGGUUGGUUUGUGCAGGCGCUACUGGCUUCGCUCGCCUUUGGCCUUUUGAUAUUAAAGAGAUUCUGCGAGCCUAAAAAGCACAGAAGAUCAUGGCUGGUCUGGUUCUACGACACCUCCAAGCAGGCUGGAGCCAUGAUCGUCCACUUCUGCAACGUCUUCUUGUCUGAGGCUUUCAAAGGCGACCCGUGUACUUGGUAUAUCAUCAGCUUUCUUCUGGACUCCACGCUAGGCUUAGUCAUCAUCUGGGCUGGAAUCAGACUGAGUAUCCACAUCGGGCAGACAAGGGGCAUGCCGACACUCAUCUUCGGAGAAUAUGGUCGGCCUCCAUCCAUCCGGGCAUGGGGUCACCAGUGCGCGCUGUAUGUGGGCAUCAUGGUGGUGGAGAAAGUGCUCAUUACUGGCCUUUUAGCCUUCCAAUUCUGGUCCAGUGUCAGGGAUCUCAUCCUGGCCCCCAUAACCGAUCCUCAAGUUCGUGUGGCGGUGGUCGUGCUAGUCAUUCCAUUCUUUGUUAAUGCGCUUAUCUUCUGGGUAACAGACAACUUCUUGAUGCUGAAGGUGCGACAAAUACACAAUGAUAAUGUAGAGAGUGGAUACAGUGAGGUCUCUACAUCCGGCUCAGCUAGGGGAUUCUCAAAGGUCCGUUAUAAGAGACAUGAUGUGCAGCAAGAAGACGAGUCAGACAUCCUCUUGUCGUCGUCUUCAAAUGACGAUGAACUUCUCGGUAGAAACGAAAACCUUCAGGAACGUCACGUCAGCCGCACCCUGACAUAACUGUGGUGUAACUAAGGCCUUAAAGAUGUUGUAGUUA